UUUUUCAUUUCUCUUUCGUCAGAAAAUUUUUUUGGAUAAUCUAUAACGAUGACGUUGUUUUGUGAACAAAUGUUUUAACAAUAAGGUAAUAUUUCCAUUAAUUUUUACGAAUAUGAUUGAGAAAGUUGACAUCGAAGCCGUUGUAGAAGGUGGAGGGAAUACUGGACAAUCGGGUGCAAUAAGGUGGGGCAUUGCGUGGGGUCUCCGAAGUUUCGUUACUCCUGAGGUUGUACAAAAUAUGAAAAUUGCUGGAUUGUUGACGAGAGAUUGGAGGAUACGUGAAAGAAAGAAAUUUGGCCAAGAAGGAGCAAGAAGGAAAUUUACGUGGAAGAAACGUUAAUUUUCGAAAUAUCUUUUUUUUUAAUUAUAAAAAUCAUAUAAUUAUAUCUCGUAUGGAAUAAUAGAUUUAAAAAGAAAAUUCUUUAUCUUUAAAUUAAUGUUGUACCAAAUAAUAUAUAUUAUUUGAAUAUUAAUGUACAUCGGAUGCAACAGUUGGUAUAUGUUCAUCAAAUGAGAACAUGUAUAAAUAUUAGAUAAAAAAGAACUUCUAAUCUCUUUUCACAGUAUUUAAUACAUUUGAUAUCUUGCGAUAAGCUUCAUUUUACAUUUUGCUUAGAGGUGUUAAACCAAGUAACUUCAUCCCUUGUGCAAGGACGUUUUUUGCUACAUGGAAAAGAAGUAGUCUUUGAUUGCUAAUAUCUACGGUUUCGCCUUUAACUUGCAAUGUCUCGAAAGCUUUGUUGAUAGUAUAGCUGCAUAAAAUAAAUAUUUUUAAGUACAUACUUAUUAAAAA
This is a messenger RNA of Polistes canadensis, 793 nucleotides long. RefSeq names its product 28S ribosomal protein S9, mitochondrial-like. Lineage: Eukaryota; Metazoa; Arthropoda; Insecta; Hymenoptera; Vespidae. Gene Ontology annotation, biological process: translation. The coding region runs from base 113 to 340 and encodes 75 amino acids. The transcript is spliced from 3 exons. Gene Ontology annotation, molecular function: RNA binding; structural constituent of ribosome. The record is from RefSeq and is a predicted model, not a curated record. Gene Ontology annotation, cellular component: mitochondrial small ribosomal subunit; ribosome.